CCAGCGUAUUCCUCUUCGGUUCCUCCAUUGCUCCUCGCGUGCGCUCCCUCUCCUGUCUCCCCCUCCCCCUCCCCCUCCCCCUCUCUCUCGUGGAGACGACUGGGCCGCCGUCGUUGCUGCCCUACGCGGCUACGCCCAGGUCUUCUUCGGGCCCUUAGCCGCGACGAGCGCCACCAGGGAGUAGAAGAGGUUAACCUUCUGGUUGGAAACGAUGUACUUCGAAGGCUAUGGCUUCCGUGGAAGUACUUUCGAGCAGACAUAUCGCUGCUAUCCUGCGUCUUUCAUCGACAAGCCACAACUUGAGGCCGGUGACAAAAUUAUAAUGCCACCAUCAGCUCUUGAUCGUCUUGCAUCUCUGCAUAUUGAAUACCCUAUGCUAUUUGAAGUCCACAAUGCAGCAGCAGAACGGACUUCGCAUUGUGGUGUUCUGGAGUUCAUUGCAGAAGAAGGCAUGAUCUACAUGCCAUAUUGGAUGAUGCAAAAUCUUCUUUUGCAAGAGGGAGAUAUGGUGUUCAUAAAAAAUGCCAACCUCCCCAAGGGCACAUAUGUGAAGUUGCAGCCUCAUACAACAGACUUUCUAGAUAUUUCAAACCCCAAAGCAAUCUUGGAGAAAACUUUGCGGAACUUUUCUUGUCUAACUACAGGUGACAGCAUUAUGGUUGCAUAUAAUAACAAGAAGUACUACAUUGAUAUAGUAGAGACAAAGCCCUCCAAUGCUAUAAGUAUUAUUGAGACCGAUUGUGAGGUUGACUUUGCUCCACCACUUGACUACAAAGAACCUGAGCCAGUAAAACCUGCUGUUCCUGCAAGCACGGAGCCUGGUACCGACGUUCCAGCUGAAGAAGAACCAAAGUUCAUCCCCUUCACUGGUUCAGGAAGGCGCUUGGAUGGGAAGCCUUCCAAAGAUAAAGAUGUGCUAGCCUCUUCCCCUGCAAAGCGACAAGCUAAUGCGACCAACGGUGUACAGCCUUCAACAGCCACCACAUCACAGGGCAGUUCAUCGCGUAAGGCCACAGGAAAACUUGUCUUUGGCUCUGGUGGUAACCGAGCCGAAAAGGCACCUGAAAAGGAAGCAGAGGAGCCCAAGAAAGAAGACCCAAAAUUCGCAGCAUUCACAGGAAAGAAAUACUCACUGAAGGGCUGAAUAAAUAGGAAGACAAUGUAUUAUCAGUAUUUCCGGUGACGGACAUUCUCAGGGAGAAGCGCUUACCAACCCUGUUAUGUGGGAGGGUCUUUCGGUGGGAUAGUGGUCUCUGUUUCUCCUGAACUAUUACCCUUGUGUAGUUGUGUCAGCCACACCGGAGCAACUGAUGUAUAAAGCCGCUCUUGUCCGAUAAUGGAUUUCUGUUGAGCUUGCAUGUACAUUUUCUAAAAAGAUAACUGAAAUCGCCAAAAAAACUACAAAUACU
Messenger RNA from Zea mays, 1409 nucleotides. RefSeq lists its product as uncharacterized. Gene Ontology annotation, biological process: ERAD pathway; ubiquitin-dependent protein catabolic process. Lineage: Eukaryota; Viridiplantae; Streptophyta; Magnoliopsida; Poales; Poaceae. The record is from RefSeq and is marked validated. Gene Ontology annotation, cellular component: VCP-NPL4-UFD1 AAA ATPase complex. Gene Ontology annotation, molecular function: polyubiquitin modification-dependent protein binding.